AUGGAGUACGGUGAGAUCGAUGGGGAGAUCGGGGUCCAGCCGGUCUACUGCUCUCUGGACGAUCUCGGAGCUAAGACGUUGUAUCAUAGAGGGCCAGAAAAGACAGAUGAAUCUCUCUUGGCCAGAUUCAAAGGUGAUGGUAUAAGAUACAAAGCUAAACUCAUUGGCAUUGAUGAUGUCCCAGAGGCAAGAGGUGACAAAAUGAGUCAGGAUUCAAUGAUGAAGCUGAAAGGAAUGGCAGUGGCAGCCCGCUCCCAAGGUCAACAUAAACAGAAGGUCUGGGUGAACAUCUCCCUCUCUGGCAUCAAGAUACUAGAUGAGAAAACUGGGGUCAUAGAGCAUGAGCAUCCAGUAAACAAAGUCUCCUUUAUUGCUUGGGAUGUAACAGAUAAUCGUGCCUUUGGCUAUAUUUGUGGAGGAGAAGGCCAGCACCAAUUUUUUGCAAUAAAAACAGCACAACGGGCUGAGCCUCUAGUUGUUGAUCUUAAGGACCUUUUCCAGCUAAUAUAUAAUAUGAAGAAGGAAGAGGAAGACAAGAAAAAGAGUGAAGAAGCAAGUAAGACUGAGAAUGGUAGCAAAGCACUACCUGCUGAUCAAGCUGACAAACUGAAACUGGGUGUUGACCAGAGGGAUUUGUUUGGGGAUAUGUCAAUGCCUCCUGAUGUGAGCCAUCCCACAGAAAAUAAAGACAUUUUGUUAGUGGUUCUAAACUCUGAAAUUGAGACCAAACAGACUUUUGUGAAAGAGGUUCUCUUCUUGAAUGGCAUCACCACCUCUCUUCCACAACCAAAGCCACAGCCACCCUUCCUGCCUGAGAGUUCUUUCUCUACUGAUCUCAGCUUUUUUCCCACACCUAAUCCAGACCCUUUCAGUGAUGAUCCUUUUGCACAGCCAGACCAACCUCUAAAACUUGCUGAUCAGAAGAAAGAAAAUCUGAGUACCUUGACACCGGUGAGUAAUGGUGCUUCAAAUGGUGAUAUUGACUACUUUGAUAAACAGUUUGACCAGAUUUCUAAUAGAACUGGCAACCAAGAAGCACUAACAAACCAGUGGACAUUUGAGAGUAAGUUGCCUGCAGCAAGAACUCCAAAUGGGAUACCAGAGAGAGAACAAUGUGGCUUCCUUAAAGCCCCGUCAAGCCUGUUUGUGGAAGGUCCUUCCAAAGGAGUAUCUCUGCAGAAUGGAGUAAAGCUGGAUUCUGAAAGCAAUAUCCAGCUCAUGUCACAUGAGUCUAUAACAAUUAGCCCACCACCACAAAGUACCAAGCCAGGAAGAGGAAGGAGGUCUGUCAAGACUGCAUCAAAUGACUGACUUAGCUCAGACUUCUUUGUGCCAACUACAGAGAGCCUCAGCUUGACCUCAGUGGCACAGAUAGGACCUGUGUCAACUAAUCCACUGGACCUCUUCAAAACAAGUUCUACCACAGCACCUCCAUUGGCUGGUCUAGGUGGCUUGCCAGUAACUGCAUCACCAUGGAGUGCACAGACAUCUGCCUUCACUCAGGCUGCAUCAGUCUUUCCUGUGUCUAUGAUGCCUGCUCAGCCUACAGGAUUUACUCAACUACUUGCCUUUGGUACUCAAGCAGUGCCAAGCUGGAGCCAGCCUGCAUCUUUUGGUCUAGCAGACUCUCAGACCUCUGGUCUGGCACAGCCAGCACAAGUUCCAUCUACUUCAUGGGCACAGCCAUCAAGUGCUGUAAAUCCCUUCCAGAGUUGCAUGUUCCCAUCUUCAACGCUACCUGCUCAGACUUUGUCUGUACUGCCCUCCAUGUCAACAACUAGCCCACCUCAGCCACCACCUAGAACUGUACCUCAGAAGGAGUUCUCCAAGAGAGUGUGUGAUGCUUUUAUUGCUCUGGAUCCACUUGGUGAGAGAGAGAUGAAGGAUGUUAAGGAAAUGUUCAAAGACUUCCAGCUGACAAAGCCACCUGCAGUGCCAGCAAGGAAAGGAGAGCAGCAAAACCUUUCAGAACCACCAAAGCCUGUUCUGCGACAAACUGUGCUGCCAGCUGAUGGCCUGCUUGAAAGUCAAGCUAAAGCAGACAUUUUCAGUGCCUCAUCUAAGGAAUCUCAGAAACCACCUUUUGGCAAUCCUUUUGGAAACCCAUCUGCAUAG
Phalacrocorax carbo (great cormorant) is the source of this 2115-nucleotide messenger RNA. The record is from RefSeq and is a predicted model, not a curated record. Lineage: Eukaryota; Metazoa; Chordata; Aves; Suliformes; Phalacrocoracidae.